AUGAAGAGCGCCCAGCGCACUCUUAGUGGGGCUGCACGACACGCGGCCGAACAGCGGUGUAUCGCCGAAUUCGUGGGUACCCCCUACGGGAGACUCGCACGAAAUAAGCUGAUGAGAGACGGGAAGGUAUGCGUCCCGCUGUUCGCUUCAGAGCAGGAGGCCCGCACGAAGACAUCAUCAAUGGCAUCGGCUGUGGCGCGGCUCGUGGAAGACACGGACGGUUCUGUCAAGAGUGUCAUGUUGAAAAGGAGAUACACGAGAAUAAAGGGUCAGGACAGGCUCAUGAUUCCCCUUAGUGAUCUGGGCACUGAUUUUGGUAGUGUCUCCGGUGACAUGGAAGAAACGCUGGUGUACGUGCUGUGGGCUCUCGACAACCCGGGGUACGAUCGGAUCCUCGCGGAGAUAAGCACUUGCUUGCUCAGUCUAGAGGGACUCUUGGCACAGGUUUUACACCGGGACCAGGUAUUGGAGAAGAUCACCGAUCAGAUGGCGGGCCGAACACAGGCGGCGACUCGCGGAAACAGUCGACCUCAGCCGCCUCCGUAUUCCGCGUUGUGUGCGUUUCAAGAGGGGACUAUCCUUCGUAUCGUGGAUGGCAGCCAUCUUGACGUCCACAAGAACUACGAGCAGGGUAGCGCUGUCGAAUGCCAGAUUCCGCGUGGAUGGGGAUUACUAUGGCAUGGUCUAUCCGUACACGGCGGCGACGGUUGUACUGCUGCAUGGCUUGCUCGUCUCCACAUCUUUCUCCGUGCGCUUGGUUGUCCGCAGGCGGCAACGGGAAAAAUAGACUUGGUCGACUGA
Messenger RNA from Ectocarpus siliculosus, 801 nucleotides. The record is from the annotation of a GenBank genome assembly. Lineage: Eukaryota; Phaeophyceae; Ectocarpales; Ectocarpaceae.